AUGUCCGUCUUUAAACGUCUUUCAGGCUUUUUCUCCGGCCCCACCCCUGAAGAGCUAGCUGCGGCCAAAACAAAGGUCCAGGCGCUGAUCAAUGAGAAUGGCGUCGUUGUUUUCUCGAAGAGCUACUGCCCCUACUGCGCCUCUACCAAGCGCACAUUAAAUAAGCUCGGAGCUAAAUAUGUCCUACUUGAAUUGAAUGAAAUCGAUGACGGCCGUGCUCUUCAAAGCGCACUUCAAGAAAUCACGUACCAGACCACCGUGCCUAACAUCUUCAUCGGGCGGAAGCAUAUUGGCGGCAACUCCGAGCUCCAGGACAUCAAAGACCAGCUUCCUGAACUUCUCAGGCAUGCGGGUGCCCAUUAA
Molecule: messenger RNA, 363 nt
Organism: Penicillium manginii
Lineage: Eukaryota; Fungi; Ascomycota; Eurotiomycetes; Eurotiales; Aspergillaceae
Product: glutaredoxin
Exons: 2
Coding region: 1-363 (120 amino acids)
Biological process (GO): cellular response to oxidative stress
Cellular component (GO): nucleus; cytoplasm
Molecular function (GO): glutathione disulfide oxidoreductase activity
Source: RefSeq, a predicted model, not a curated record